AUGAGAAAACAAAAACAAAAAAGAGGUUCCCUCCUCCUAGCCUCGUUGUCGUGGGCGCUGCCCGCUUGCACUCCACCGUCAUUAUGUGAAGUGCAAGCGGGAGAAAGAGCAAUCCACAACCCCAAGGCCAACGACGGCGGCGGCUUGUGGGACAACGAACUACUCUCGGAGUUGAUAUUCUUCGACGAGGAGACGGGAAAGGGAGUCUGGGCGGCUGCGGCAGAGGUCAUCCACAUGGCCGGCGAGGAGCCCGCGGCAGCGGCAGCUGCUGCUGCUGCUGGUGGCGGUGGGAUUCCGAAAGGUCACCCCGCCGCAGAAGUCCAUCAAGGCCACACCGCCGCAGAAGUCCAUCAAUCCCAACGACACACGCGUCUCGCCCGGCAGCGGGGGCGGGAUUGGCCGCGGCAAGCGCCACAGCAGUGGCAGCGGUCCCUGGGAAAAGACCAACACGGGUGCAGUGGGUGGCACUCAGACGCCGUCUGACGGUGGGGAGGGGGACAGGGCCGAGGGGCGACGGAAGACCAAGGGACGCGGCGAGGAGCCCGGGGCAGCGGCAGCAGCAGCUGCUGCUGGUGGCGGUGGGAUUCCUGCGUCCAUCCCAAGCGAGAUUCCAAAACGUGAGGAGAGGGAGGAGUGGACGUGCAUCUCAGUGAGUGCUGCAUCGGUCAUCGUACGUUGUGUGGGUGUCUGUUCAGCUCUGUGUGACGUGCUCCGUCGCUACAACCUGACCGACAUGAUCAUGACGCCGGAUAUCGUCACCUACAUCAGCCCAAUGGUCAGCGAGCCGCGAGACCCUCACACAGAUCAGAUCAAUGCUCACACGUACACACAGACAGAUGACCGGUCUGUCUGUCUGUCUGUCUGUCUGUAUGUGUGCAGACCAUCAGCGACCUGGAGGACUUCAUCGACGGCAACCUCGACGCCAGCCUGGACCCGGAGAUCCGCAAGGAGAUCGCCAGAGCCCUCAACGUCGCACUACAGCAAUCUCACCCGCAGCACAACAAUGGUAUGCACUCCACGCGUCACACCAACACUCCACCAGCACGGCGCACACACACACAUCCUGCCGUCUCCCUCCCUCUUCUGUAGACAUCGCCUCCGGCCCUUCCACUGACUCCUUGACGGACCAGCAGCCCGGCCCCUCUCCAUCGGCCGCCCCUUCGUCAGGCACCAACAGCCCCAGGGUAAGAAUCGAGACCUCACGCACACACACGACCAACACACCUCUCUUCUCCCAUGUGUCUGUGUGUCAGGGUCGCAAGGGCAGCAGCGGUGAGGUCGAUGAGCCAUCCCCGCAGGCCGACGAGGACUUCCAGGAGCCCAAGGCAGCCGGCAAGAAGUCCCCCACAGGCACCGGUGCGGGUAGUGGCGAGAUGGUCGACUCUGUGUCCAAGGGCACCACGCCCGUGGGCGCCAACACCAAUCGCGAGGCCUCCAGCCGCCUCAAGUCGAUCCUCAGUGUGGGCAAGGAGGAGCAGCCAGCUUCAGUGGGCGAGAAGGAGGGGAAGCCCGUGCGAGAGGCAGCGCCGUGUUCGUGAGGAGGAGGAGAAGCGGGAGCUGCCGCGGCUGCAGGGACCCAACUCGUAUGCGUCAACUGUGGUGAGGGAGGGAGGGAGGGAGGGAGACACACACACAGACGUGUGUCUGAGAGAGUCAUGUGUGUGCGUGUGCAGGGCGGGAAUGUCUAUGGCAUGGAUCGUGAGCAGGGAUUCAGUGCAGUUGGGGGAGUGGGUGAAGAGAAAGAGCCGCUAGAUAGAACACACGCUUGUCGCCUUCCUGCACUCCUUUGCUCAGGCCGUGACUGCGACAGCGACCAAGAUGGCAACAAGCUGGCGGUGGGUGAGAGCUCAUGGGUCGCGUCCGUGAAGAAGACCAAGGAUGAGCAGUAAGUUUGCAUGACACACAGUAUACAACACAGCACACUGUAACACGACGUCGUUCUGUCUGUCUGUCCGUCUGUCUGUCUGCCUGUGCAGGGACAAGUCUGAGAAGGUGUUGCGUGCGUUGAAGGAAAUUUUGAACGACCUGACCAUCGAAAACUUCGACCAGCUCUAUCAACGGGUGGCUGACGUCAUGCAGCGCUACCACCUGAGCAACACGCUCAUUUCGCCGGACACCCUCACCUACGUCAGCUCAUUGGUCAGGGAUACGCAAGACCCACGCACACGUAUCAAUGCUCACACGUUCAGACAGAUGGCCGGUCUGUCUGUAUGUGUGCAGACCAUCAGCGACCUGGAGGAGUUCAUCAACAGCAACGUCGCCACCCCGGUAGCCGCGUGGAAAUCGGAGAUCGCCAGAGCACCCCACGACGCACUGGAGCAAACUCACCAGCAGGACAACAAUGGUACGCACCGGAUUCCACGCGUCACACCGACACACCACCAGCACGGCGCACACACACAUCCUGCCGUCUCCCUCUUCUGCAGAUAUACCCUCCCCUCUGCUGUUAUUCCGCACCGACCUUGGACUAUGUCUCUCUUGAAGGAGGUGGGACGCACUUGUCACCCUCUCACCAAGCUGACAAGUAUAUGAGGCAUGUGAGCGUGUGCUGUGUGGUGUGUUGUAUGUGUGUGUAGGGUCAGCUGUGACGAUUGGCUGA
This is a messenger RNA of Vitrella brassicaformis, 2599 nucleotides long. Lineage: Eukaryota; Vitrellaceae. The record is from the annotation of a GenBank genome assembly.